Molecule: messenger RNA, 1111 nt
Organism: Schizophyllum commune H4-8
Lineage: Eukaryota; Fungi; Basidiomycota; Agaricomycetes; Agaricales; Schizophyllaceae
Product: kinase-like protein
Exons: 5
Coding region: 1-936 (311 amino acids)
Biological process (GO): protein phosphorylation
Cellular component (GO): cytoplasm; nucleus
Molecular function (GO): ATP binding; cyclin-dependent protein serine/threonine kinase activity
Source: RefSeq, a predicted model, not a curated record
AUGGCAGCCGCGCAACGCCCCCAGCCGACACGGAAUGCACCCAUCAGCCAUUACCUCAGGGGCCGCUCUCUGGUCACGAACGAGCUCGUGGCGUUUAAGGAGACCACCCUCGACGAAGAGCACGGGAUUCCCUACACCGCCAUGCGCGAAGUGACUCUCCUCAGAGAUCUCAAGCACCCCAACGUCAUCCGCCUUCGUGAGAUGAUGAUCACCGAGUCUUUGCUCACGCUCGUCUUCGACUUCUGCGACUGCGAUCUCAAGAAUUACAUGCGGACGCACGGGAACUGCGGCGCGCUGGCACCCGGCGUCGCUCGCUCGUUCAUGAAGCAGCUCCUCGAGGGCACCGCCUAUUGCCACAAUAGCAACGUCAUACACCGCGACCUCAAGCCGGAGAACGUCUUCGUCAAUUCAAAAGGCGAGCUCAAGCUGGGUGAUUUCGGUCUAUCACGCCCGAUAGGCCUUCCUGAAAAGAGAUACGGCAAUGAGGUCGUGACAAUGUGGUAUCGUGGGCCAGAAUUACUGCUUGGAUCGACUUCGUACAGCCCAGCUAUCGAUGUUUGGUCCUGCGGAUGCAUCCUCGCGGAGAUGAUCCGGGGUGCACCACUGUUUAUGGGAAAAGAUAUCCAAACCCAGCUCAAUGCCAUUUCGCGCAUCAUUGGGGUUCCGCCGAAGGAGCAGUUGGAGAAGAUGAAGGAGGAUGCACUCGAUGUUGACGACUCGAGGUUCCCCACAAAAACCUACAAGCUUCCUCUGAGCUAUUUCGUGAACAAGGCGACGCCGGAAUGCAAGUGCUGCCCGAUCGACCUCCUGCAGCGCCUUCUGAAAUUCGACCCCGCUGAGCGGGUCACCGCUGCCGACGCCCUCCAGGACCCUUAUCUCACUAACGCGCAGGGACCAAACCUGGGGGAACACGACGUUCAAAUGGACACCUCUUGAAGAGAUUGUAUCGCUGCCAUGAUCCACGUCUCCUGACAUUGGCCUCUCCUCUCGGCACUCUUGUUUCGUGGCUUGUAAUCCCGUUCGUUGCGUAUCUUUGGUUACUACCAGUAUCAUAGUUAUUCUCCCCUAAUGAUGACUGUAUGUCUCCUUGCAUGCCCUCCACUCUGCGCUU